Molecule: messenger RNA, 1227 nt
Organism: Lineus longissimus
Lineage: Eukaryota; Metazoa; Nemertea; Pilidiophora; Heteronemertea; Lineidae
Exons: 4
Coding region: 1-1227 (408 amino acids)
Source: RefSeq, a predicted model, not a curated record
AUGGUGACGGCCCUUGUGUCCACAUCGAAGCGAUUAAAAUCUACGUUGUUUGUUGUUUAUUGUUUCAGUGAGAAAAAGUACGCGCAGAUUGAGAAGAAUGCGCUCGGAAUCGUGUAUGGUGUGACCAAGUUCCGUAAGUAUCUCUACGGACGAAAGUUCGAACUCUACACUGAUCAUGAGCCACUGACCAAGAUCUUUGUGCCACACACGGGUGUGCCCACACUUGCAGCGUUGCGCUUACAACGAUGGGCGUUGAUUUUGAUGGCGUACAAUUACACCAUUCACUACCGCAGAUCAGCCAAGAAUGCAAAUGCGGACAUGCUGUCUAGGUUUCCGGUGGAUGGUGCACGUGUAGCUGUUGAGAGACAGGUGAAUUGUUUCAGUAUGGCAGAUGAGCUGCUAGUUGCUGCGAGGGACAUAGCUGAAGAAACCUGGAAAGAUCCGGUUAUGUCGCGUGUGUUCUUGUACGUUCUGAAUGGCUGGCCGAGAGAACUACCUGACAGUAGUCUGCAGCCAUAUUGGAACCGCCGACUCGAUCAGGACAUUGAGACUUUGGUGAAUGCAUGUGACGCUUGCCUGGCUAUGAAAGACAAGCCAGCCCCUGCCCCACUGAUUCCAUGGCCAUAUUCAACCAGCUUUUGGCAGAUAGUCCAUGUUGACUUUGGGUUCGUUGAGCGUGUGAAUCACUUCAUGCUGAUUGUUUCAUACAGCAAGUGGGUAGAGAUCGAGUUGAUGAAAACGGGCACUACUUCUGAGAAAACUAUUUAUCUGAACAAGACUGUGACAGAAAAACAGGACAAGAUGGUGAAAAAUCAUGAUAACCGUGGUGUCAAGGCAUGGGCUUUUGUCCUCAAUGAGAUUGUGCGCGUGCGCAACUUCCGAAAUGGAAGGGAGAAACGGCUCCCAGGUCGUGUGGUCAAAAUUCAAGGACCACAGUCGUACAUUGUGGAGGUUGGUGGCCGACGUAAAUUUGUACACAUGGAUCGCCUACGUCGCAGUGGAGAACUUACAUUGGAAGCACAGGAAGAACCAGAUCUCAUGCCAGGCAUGCCUCUAGUGCAACCUGAGCGUCUGGCUCCAGUUCAGGCACCAGGACAUGUGGAACCUCCUGCGGGACCCGCUCCAUUGCCUGUUCCUGAGAACACCGCUGUUGCCAGUCCAGCCCCAGCUCCGAGGAGAUCUGAACGUGCAAGAAAACCACCUGAGCGUUUGAUUGAACAUUGUUGA